Chaetomium globosum CBS 148.51 is the source of this 2112-nucleotide messenger RNA. RefSeq lists its product as uncharacterized. The transcript is spliced from 7 exons. The record is from RefSeq and is a predicted model, not a curated record. Bases 1 to 2112 code for a protein of 703 amino acids. NCBI's taxonomy places the organism in Eukaryota, Fungi, Ascomycota, Sordariomycetes, Sordariales, Chaetomiaceae.
AUGGCGAGAACAGCAGCCCUCAUACUGGCGCUCGCCAGCUUCGCGGCCACCGUCUCCGGCCUCACGGACACGGCGUCGAUCGACUAUACCGACCUACACCCGAUAGUUGCUCCCACGGCGGCCCCUGACGCCAGCGAAACAGAUCCGUGGCGAUGCGCAACUGAGGACCCCAUGACCUAUCUCUCCGUGCCGAUGCCGACCGGAGAGCUACGGGAGGCCCAUGAUUCAUUCGGCUCCAGCUUGAUCCAGACCUGCCUCACAUCCGGGACCUAUGACUACCCCUGCGCCUUCCCCGACAAAUCGCGGUGGUGCGGCUUCACCACGGCCAUGCCCGCUUCGCUCCUCCCAGCGUACACACAGUACGCCCGCAGCGCAUCUUCAUGGUGGGCGGCCAACAGCGCCAGUGUCAUCCGCAUCGCCGAGGAGUGCCCCAUCAUGUGGUACGAAGCCUCCAACUUUGGGGUCUUGGGCGGCGCCGUCUUUCUGAACCACACGCUCAUCAACGCCGAGUGCUAUGCCGAAGCGAACCCGACCCUCACCUUGUCGGCAACCGAGCAGCCCACCGCCACACCGGGCCAGGGAGCCACGGAAUCCGACCCGACCAGCACCGCGACCCCCCAGCCAACCCAAACAAGCAGCUUGCCCAACUCCCGGCGCAACUUCCAGAGAGCCCACUUCCAGUCAGUCCCGCUAACCACACCACACCCCUCCACAGGAUCCUGCAACGGCGGCACCCACGCCGACGGCGAAUCCGACGCCUACGCCGAUCUCUGCAGCUUCGCCUGCAGCUUCGGCUACUGCCCGCCGGGCCCCUGCCAGUGCACCUCCUACGGCGUGCCCGGCAAGCCGCCCGCAUCCAAUGGGAUGGACGGCUGUCCGCUGGUCCCCGGCGGUGGGGGCGAAAACGUCGUUGUUGGGCGAUCCCAGCGAUUCCAGCGAUUGGGAGUAAUUGAGAGCGACCGCAGGGCUGCGAUGACGAUGGGUCAGGCAGCGAAGCUCUGUCACCGCUUGCCUAUUCAGGGAGGCGCAUACCAUAUCCCGAGCCAGUUCUUCGGCGGCCUCAGCGUCAUCCUGAUCGGGGACUUCUUCCAGCUUCCCCCUGUUCUGAACAAGCCGCUGUACUCAACGCGCGACGACCUGAAGGAUAUCGAGAUGGUCGGGCGCAACGCGUACCUCUCGUUCGACAAGUCCGUGUUCCUGACCACAAUACAGCGGCAGCAGGGCGAAGACCAGGCUCCUUUCCGGCGGGCCUUGGAAGAACUGCGAAAGGCUGAUGUGUCGGUACCCUCCUGGGAGCUCCUCGCUUCGAGAUGCUCUGUCAAGCUCUCACCCGAGGAGGUUGACAGCUUUGCUGAUGCGCUUCGCAUCUAUCCCACCAAGGCCCAGGUCGAGGCAAAGCAUGAGGGUGUUGGUGCGGAGAAGGUUGAAUCCUCAAAUGCCGGCAACUUGGCCAAGCGCUUGCCCUUGUGUGUUGGUUGCAGGGUGAUGCUGACGCGGAAUUUGUGGGCCAACGUCGGGCUCGUCAACGGCGCACAGGGCACAGUCUACGACAUAUCCUGGAAAGAAGGUGCCGACGUGCUGCGAGACCCGCCCGAGGUCAUCAUGGUGGCCUUCGAUGACUACGACGGCCCGGGCUUCACGAUGCCGAACGGGGAGCCGCUCCGUAGUGGAGAGAAGCUGGUUGUUCCCAUCCUCCGAGUGCGGCAGGAAUUCAUGAUCGGCGCCAACUCAUGUUCAAGAGAGCAGUUCCCGCUGCUGGUCAGCUAUGCGAUCACCGUCCACAAGUCACAGGGCAUCACCCUGGACAAAGUCGUCUGCGAUAUCUCUGCGUCAGAGUUUGCUUCUGGCCUCUCCUACGUGGCCGUUUCCCCAGUAAAGACACUCGGCGGGCUGAUGUUUGAGCGACCCUUCGACCGCAGCAGGGUCUAUCGCGAGACACCAUCACGAGCCAUGGGUUUGAAGUUAUUGGAUCACGCUACUAGGCGACUGCAGGCGUUAGAUGCUGUGGCCGGGGUGGAUCCUUCAGAGGAGUUAAGUGGGUUUAUAAGUAGCGACGAAGAGAGUCAUCACCGAGACUCAAAAAGCGGAGGUCCCCCCGAUGUGUCCAAGUAG